GCGACAAAAUGAUUCCCUAUUUUGUACUCGAUUGAUUUUUUUUCAAAAAUUGACUUUUACAUUAAAUCAUCGAAUAUUUUAUUCAAAAACCGUAACAUAUUUAGAUGAAAAUAUAUUGAUAGUAAAGAAGCGAAAAUAAUUGAUUUAUUAGAAGAAACAACAAAAGACAUGCAAAACACGAGUAUAAAUCAAGCAUACUAUGCGUCUUCUCUUUAAACACUCCCAUUUGUAUUUUCGUAGUUGUCGGUUGAAGUGUGGAGCGUGAGGGCGUGACUCCUUGGUGGCCAUGCUACGGGUUUUAAUGAUCUAGUGUUUUUGUAUAGUGCGUGAUAUAUGUUUUGAAGUGUUCAGAUCGUUCCCGAUCUGUUAAAAACUUUUUAGAUAUGCCUGCAAAGCCGCAUCAAAGCUUAAGAGACUUCAUAUGGAACAGCGAUGAAAAGAAGUUUUUGGGGCGGACUGGCGGUAGCUGGUUGAAGAUCGGUAUCUUCUACGUCAUAUUCUACGCGUGUCUGUUGGCGUUCUGGGUGUUAUGUCUGGUGAUAUUUCUACAAACGCUGAAUCUCCGAGAACCACGGUGGACGGCGAAGAGUGGCAGCUUAAUAGGACUCAACCCAGGUCUCGGUUUCCGUCCACGGCCGCCGGCCAAAUCCAUCGAGAGCACGCUGAUCUGGUUCAACCGCGGCAAGGCUGAGAACUGGGGCCACUGGGUGAAGGAGCUCACCAACGUCACUGAGUCGUACCGAUUCGUCGACCCGAACGCCGGCGCCCAGCUGACCACCUGCGACUACGACAAGCCGGCCAACGAGAACCAGUUCUGCGAGUUCAAAAUCGACGAGCUCGGCGGCUUUUGCACCAAGGAGCGCCGCUUUGGCUACGAGGAGGGCCGCCCGUGCAUCAUCGUCAAGCUGAACAAGAUCUACGACUGGCUGCCCGACUUCUACCCCAGCGUCAAGGACCUGCCGGCACACAUGCCGAACGCCGUGAAGGACAUCAUCGCCAAGGACUUUGCCGAGCCGGUCACUCAGAACAUCACCCGACAGAACGUGUGGAUCUCGUGCGAGGGUGAGAACCCGGCCGACAUUGAGAACAUCGGCCUGGUCAACUACUACCCGCACCCGGGCUUCCCGACCUACUACUACCCGUUCACCAACGUGCAGGGUUACCAGAGUCCGCUGGUCGCCGUCGAGUUCGCCGACGUCAAAUCCGGUGUGCUGAUCAACAUCGAGUGCAAGGCCUGGGCCAGGAACAUCCACCACGACCGGAAGGAGCGGCGCGGCUCGGUGCACUUUGAGCUGAUGGUGGACUAGUGCCGCGCGCCCGGCGCCCGUAGUCGACCUACGUAGCCAGCACCUGGCGGGCGCGGCCGAGCCGAGCGGAGAGGAGGGGAAGGGAGGGCGCACUGCCGGACGGCGGCGGCCGCAGCUGCCGCCGGCGAGACUCGAUCCGACCGGACCGCGGCCGGGAGCCAUCCCGGCCGCCGAGAGAGAGUGGAGCAGCGACAGAGCCGGAGCGAGAGGGAGUGAGAUAGCGCCGGCCCCGACUGCGGGCUCUGUAGGAGUGCACGGACCCAGAGCGCCAGUGGUCAGUCAGCCGACAGAGGGUACAUGUGUUCCGGCCGCGGCCGACCGUCUGUUUCACCGUGUUUUAUCGUUUGUCUCAUUUUGUUCGUUGUUCUAAAUGACAGUGACGUAGACGCGACCGACCGGUCAGAGAUGUCAAAUUGUUUGCUCAAUCGGUCGGAGUUCCGUUUUAGCGCUGUGCGAGUCGCUGCAUGUACUUAUGCCCGUCCCUUCUGCUGGAUAGGUGGGGUGGGGAAGGGAGGGAGGGGGAGGGGGCACCGCCGAUAGGCCUGCCAUUCGUCCAGCAUUCCACACAAUCGAGAGAAUCUCUCCACGCAUUUAUGGUAGUUAGAACCAGCGGAGUUGGAGCCGGCGAGUGGCGGAGCUAGAUCUGAGGGCGCCUCCGCCGCCCGAUCGUUAACUAGGCAGCUACGUGUGGGCGCGCGCCGGGCGCCGUAGUGUGACUGUGUGGCAGCUAAAGGCAUUCCAGCGACGCAUGGCGCGCCGCCGAGCCGCGUGUUCGAUGAAUAAAUCCCGGAGGUGAUGU
This is a messenger RNA of Amphibalanus amphitrite, 2106 nucleotides long. RefSeq names its product sodium/potassium-transporting ATPase subunit beta-2-like. The record is from RefSeq and is a predicted model, not a curated record. Gene Ontology annotation, cellular component: sodium:potassium-exchanging ATPase complex. Gene Ontology annotation, biological process: intracellular potassium ion homeostasis; sodium ion export across plasma membrane; intracellular sodium ion homeostasis. NCBI's taxonomy places the organism in Eukaryota, Metazoa, Arthropoda, Thecostraca, Balanomorpha, Balanidae. Bases 384 to 1307 code for a protein of 307 amino acids. The transcript has 6 exons. Gene Ontology annotation, molecular function: ATPase activator activity.